Molecule: messenger RNA, 860 nt
Organism: Arabidopsis thaliana (thale cress)
Lineage: Eukaryota; Viridiplantae; Streptophyta; Magnoliopsida; Brassicales; Brassicaceae
Product: Biotin/lipoate A/B protein ligase family
Exons: 4
Coding region: 18-860 (280 amino acids)
Biological process (GO): protein lipoylation
Cellular component (GO): chloroplast
Molecular function (GO): lipoyl(octanoyl) transferase activity
Source: RefSeq, marked reviewed
AAUUUAUCUCGAAAGACAUGGUUUUUUCCGUUGCAACAAGCUCUGUUACGAACCCAAAGCUCCAUCAUCACCACCAUCUUAGUGACUUCAACAGAAACAGAGUAUCUACAUCUCUCAAGAUAAUGAACUCGAAGAAUCACACAAACCCAAGAAAGUGUGAGUGUUUUGAUCUCUACGAUCAAUUAAUUCCAUACAAGAAAGCUUGGUCAUGGCAAAAAAGCAUUCUCAAUGAGAAAAAAGCUUUGAUUGAUAAAAACCAAGAGUGUUCAGAUUCAUUAAUUAUACUACAACAUCCUUCUGUUUACACAAUGGGAACUGGAAGCUCAGAGAAUUAUCUCAAUUUCGACAUAAAGAAUGCUCCUUUCGAUGUUUAUAGAACAGAACGUGGUGGUGAAGUUACUUAUCAUGGUCCUGGUCAGCUAGUUAUGUAUCCUAUAAUCAAUCUACGGAAUCACAAAAUGGAUCUUCAUUGGUACUUAAGGAAGCUUGAGGAAGUAGUUAUUCGUGUUCUUUCUUCGGCUUUCGCCAUCAAUGCUUCUCGUCUCGACGGUUUUACUGGAGUUUGGGUUGGCAACAAAAAAAUGGCGGCGAUAGGUAUUCGUGUGUCGAAAUGGAUGACAUAUCAUGGUCUAGCUCUUAAUGUUACAACAGAUUUAACACCCUUUAACUCCAUAGUUCCAUGUGGGAUAAGGAACCGUGGGGUUGGAAGCGUAAAGGGUUUGAUUGAGGAUGGAGAACAUUAUAAUAAGCUUGAAGAUUUGCAGUUGUUAGAUAUAGCUCAUGAGUCGUUACUAAAGGAAUUCUCUGAAGUUUUUCAGCUUCAGAUGGAAAAGCAAACAGUAUUCAAAUUGGAAUGCUGA